AUGAGCAGAAGAGCAAUUAAGCGAUACGAAGAGGUGCUUCAAGCGGAGCAACUCGAAAGCGCUGAACCCAACGGUGUGGACAAAGACAGCGAAGAGUCACUAACUCCGAGCCCACGCCCUUCCAGAGGCAAGGGCUUGUUUGCCCUUCUUGGCGAACAAAAUGAUGACACCGACGGUGAGUCGGAAGAAGCACAGCAAGUCAACGAGGGCCCUAUCAAUAUCACGCAACCGCUUGUUGAAACGGAACCGGCUGUGGAAGCCAAGAGCGAUGGUGAGCAGGAUGAUCUGCGAGAUGAGACCGAGAAAGAGACACACGCAAACACACAAACCAAGAAAAAAAAGAAAAAAAAGAAGCGGAGAGGAAAGAAGCGGGCAGACGCAGACCCCAUUGACCGCGAGACAGAUCCAGAUUGGAUUGCGCUUAAUGAAGCCACCGCAACAGAGCAACAUGACACGAAGCCUGGGUGGAUUCCGAGCUCUUAUUUCGCUAAUGAUGACAGCGAAGCUGUUAGGGAAGAGGCAACACGGAUAAUGGCGACAAUUGAGGCGAUCGCAUUCGAUGGCACCUGGGAAUCUGUCCGAGCCAAGUAUGAUAUUUCGAUCAAGACCUUGACCGAAGUUAUCCGUGUCGAACCACGAUUACUGAAUGCUGAUUCUGAGUUAAAACGCUUGUUCGGUUCGAGGGUUAUUGAGUCGGAGAGGAGGGGAGAAGAGAUAGCAAGUGGAAGAGGUGGCCGUCGCCGCGGUCGCGGUGGUGGUCGCAAUAAUCCGCGCAGGAGAGUUUCACUCGUAUCCCCUCGCGAAAACUGGUUUCCUGAGGCUCCCGGACUGGUUAUGCAGUUAGACUCGGAGGACACUGACACCGAUCCCACGGGCGUGCGAUAUUUUCGCUAUGUACAUGAGGCCUCAUACGCUCGACUCCAAGAAGAAUACAGGUUCGUCGUCGGCACGCAUGACCCCAACUUGCUCGCGGAGCUUUGCAGCAGAUGUCCGUAUCACGUGGAUACCUUGCUGCAGUUGGCAGAACUUUAUCGCCAAAUGGGCGAAUUAGACAGGGCUGCGGAGCAAAUUGAGAGAUGUCUGUACGUUCUGGAGUCUUCCUGGAACGUAGCGUUCAAGCCGUACGAUGGCAACUGUCGUUUACGAUUUGAACUCGUGGAGAAUCGCUCCAUCUAUGUUGCUCUGUUUCGCUACUCGCAGCUUCUCACCAGAAGAGGUUUGCACCGUACUGCUCUCGAGAUAAGCAAGCUGAUCCUGAACUUCGAUCCAGAAAACGAUCCCAUGGGAAUUCUGAUGGUUGCAGAUUCUUUCGCGUUGCUGUGCGGGGAGCACCAAUGGAUCCAAGAUAUGCAUGCUGACUACAGCUUGAUACCGCUUCGAUACUUCCCGAACUUCGCGGCAAGUACGGCAGUUGCGGCCGAGAGCAUGCGACAAGGUAUUGGCGGUAUCUCAAGUCGCGGCACUGCUGGCAAGCGGAAGAAGAUUACGAAAGCCGCCCCAGACGAUGCUGCUGACGCAUUUGAUGCGCAAACCCCAGACGAUAUUCUCAUAGACGCUUUGCUUACAUUCCCUAUGCUUCUCAGGCCGCUACUGUCUGCAGUUCAAGACGAAUCAGGCGUAUGGACAGAACACCGCCUGUUUGACGAGGCUUGGUACAGCGUUGGAUAUGAAGAUCAUGGAGUAUUGCUUCGAAUGUGCAGAGUUUAUGCAGAACGCAGCAAGCUCCUGUGGAAUUCUACUGCGAACAAACAGAUGCUUGUGCGCUGUGCAAGGGCGGCGGGAGACCUUGACACUGCGGCUGGCACAGGAACGCACCCUGUCACCGGGCGCCUUACGCCAGCUGUAGUGAGCGACCCUGCACAGCACACACGAGUAGCAAAGUGCCGUUCUCGUCGUGCAGAAGCGGGAGAAUGGUUGGGGAGUUCUGGCUUAUACCAAGCAGUUCAAAUAUCCGACUUCACGGACUCCACGACGAAUCUACCGGCAGAAAUAUUGGCGGGGGAUGGUGCGGCGGCUCCGAUUGGAGCACCCCCUCCUCCUCGAGAGAUGUCGCUGACCCAAGGCGCCAUGGAAUUUUUGCAGAGCUUAUUGCCGUGGAGAGCAGCGACUGACGCUCAGUAAGGGAGUAAAUGCGAUAUGCUCAAAUCCCGCAAGCAUAUAGGCGUUCAGAAUAGGAACUCUUAUGUGAAACAUAGAUGGUAACGCUUAAGGAAAUAUCGCAUUUCCUUGACUUGUUUUUGUCGAGGUACUGAACGACUCGCGCAAAUGCCAGAAGGCAAGGAAUUAUUCUCUGAAGGCAAGGAAUCAUUCUCUGAAGACAAGGAUGCGGUUUAUCUUGUACAGUAGAUACGGGGGAACCUAAAAUAGGGCAAAGUCCGGAUGAUGGGAACUGACGCCUGGGCGUCAAGGAAGAGUACUGGACAAACUUCCGGAACAUCAUGCAUCGGCUGCCACUCGGACGGGAGUGCUCUGUUGAACUUUUUUGCGGGUAGCACUCCUUGUCACUUCUAGGACCCGUUAAAAUCGUUCGGGCUUCAAGGAUUGAGACCUUGCGUUUGUGCCCCUCACAGAUCUUUCAACAUGAUGGCCGUUCUUUCGUUGUUUACAUAUUUGGCUCUGGUAGUAAGCAGUUCCAGAGAGUAUAUAUAGCGACAUGCCUGCAUUAUGCUACGAAACUCUUCGAAAGUAGCUUCAUAGAUUGACACGACAACAUCAUAACAAGGUCCUUCCUCGAUCCUGAUUGCAAGGUCCCUCGAGCGGGCAACAGAACGAUCCUUCCCACUCCACAGCGUCAAGGUAAAGGGGAUUUCAUGGGUUAUUCACAUCGUAAUCUUUCGGGAUGUUGUGGAGUGCACUCGAAAUCCACCUCUAUCUUUCAGAGAAAGGUGGAACA
Messenger RNA from Chondrus crispus (carragheen), 2893 nucleotides. RefSeq lists its product as hypothetical. Lineage: Eukaryota; Rhodophyta; Florideophyceae; Gigartinales; Gigartinaceae. Gene Ontology annotation, molecular function: protein binding. The transcript is spliced from 2 exons. Gene Ontology annotation, cellular component: RQC complex. The record is from RefSeq and is a predicted model, not a curated record. Bases 1 to 2121 code for a protein of 706 amino acids.